AUGGGAGGCAACUUCCGAGAUGACAAGCGACAGCCCAGAGAACGUGACGACGCUGCUCGGGAUCGCCCUGCACGAAGCUUUGACACUUUCGCCAGAGACGGAGACGAUGAGGGUAGAUCUCGAAACGGAACGAACAGGAACAAAACUGAGCCGUGGUACAAGAACGAGUCUAACGCAGUCACCACUCCGGCUGUUGAAACUACUACCACCCCCGACAAGCGUGAACGAAUUGAUCGCGCGAAGAGCUGGAGAGACCGCGAUGCGAUCGCUGAUACUCCUGAUGAUCGUCAUAAUAACAACAAUAACAACAACAAUCGCACCCAUGAUCGACGAUGGGGACGAGACCGCGAUCAACGAGUCGAGCGUGAGCCUGAAUGGCUAGACGAACCUCUUGAGGAGCAUCCCGAAGCUCACACGCAGCAAGAUUUCCAGAAGUGGAUGGAAGAGAUGAAGAAGGCCAAGGCUGGAAUCCCUGCUGCUCCUGGUAAAUCCGCGAAUGUCGAGGCAGCUGAAGCCAUCAUCGAGGCUGGAAAGCCCCCUGUGCAAUCUGCCCCAGCGGUUCAAGCUGGACCUGAUAAGUUCUUCAUGGCGUUUGGAUCGAAUGCUGGUCUGGAUGCUCCUCUCGCUGAAGAGACCAAGGAACCUGUCAACAAACCAAAGGCAGCUGGCAAAUCUUCCAGGUUUACGUCUUUCUUUUCGCAACCCCAGGAGGAGCCUCGAGGCAAAACGGAACCUCCAACUCCUAUGACGGGACCUCCUGUCAACAGUAGUAUGCCUUUGCCUCUCCCCUUUGCUGGCGGCCCAGCUCCUCCAGCAGGCGGCGAAGAUGAGCGACAAGCUUUCCAGCAACUGCUGGCAAAGCUACAGAAGCAGACGAUGAGCGCUACACCACCAGGACUGCCCGCGUUUGCUGCCCCUCAAGGUACGCCGCCAAAUGCUGGCAGGCCGAACGCCAUUACCUCUCCCGAAUCUCCUUUCCAGCAGUAUGGACCUGAUCGACGAAUGGACGGUCCUAUUGGCCGAGUCCCGCCUCAGCAUGUUCAAGAGAUUCUUGCACCUCGACCCCAGCCACAAGCUGCUCGCCCCGAGCAACUUCUUCAGGAUCUCGUUGGCCAGCGCCAGCGAGCUCCCAGUCAAGGUUCUGGACGUCCUGAUGCCGCUCGUAACAACAGUAACACUGAGUUCUUGAUGAAUCUCAUGAGAGCACCUCCCGACGCCCAGCGCAAUGAAUUGUUGAUGCGCAUGGGCCCACAGCAGCAGAAGCCACCACAGAUGCCUCAGGAGCCCGAUUUCCCCAGAGACGAUCGUGGUCCUCAACGUCAAAUGCGCCAACCACCCCCUGGUUUUCCCAUGGAAGAACGAUUCCACAACCCUCCUGACGCUGAUGUUCGACCCAACCAGCCUACACAGAUCCUGCAACGCCCACCUCCACCUCCUGGUCUGGACCAUCAGAUGCCUCCCAGCUGGAUGCCUGGUGGCCAAAUGCCUCCUCCUCAGCAACGAGGUCCUAUGAUCCCUCCCCCAGGACUUCCUGCUGGUCUCGGUGGCCCUGGCGGCCCUGGACCCAACCGUAACAUGCCCAUGCCUCACAUGUUUCCUCCCAACUUCCCUCCUGGCGUGAUGCCUCCUCUCGAUGCCUUGGGUGGCCCUCCUCCUCGAAACAUGCCUCCCCCUGCCUUCUACGGCGGCCUUCCUCCCGGAUUCAUUCCCCCUGGGCUCGGCGGCUUCAACGGCCCCCCCGGACCUGACUUCCCUGGUGGUCCCUUUGAAGGCCGCGGUAUGCCACCGCCCGGUAACGGCCGUGGUGCCGCCUUCGGUAGACCUUAA
Messenger RNA from Fusarium odoratissimum NRRL 54006, 1827 nucleotides. RefSeq lists its product as uncharacterized. The coding region runs from base 1 to 1827 and encodes 608 amino acids. The record is from RefSeq and is a predicted model, not a curated record. The transcript has a single exon. NCBI's taxonomy places the organism in Eukaryota, Fungi, Ascomycota, Sordariomycetes, Hypocreales, Nectriaceae.